AUGGCGCAUCAACUGGCACCGUCUGUAAAUUGUUCAUUGGACGACAUUGACCUCAGUGCUCUGAAGGACCCAGCUGGGAUAUUUGAACUCAUAGAAGUUGUGGGAAAUGGCACCUAUGGACAAGUAUACAAGGGACGCCACACAAAAACAGGACAACUUGCUGCCAUCAAAGUUAUGGAUGUCACACAAGAUGAAGAAGAAGAGAUAAAGCUUGAAAUCAAUGUUUUAAAAAAGUACUCAACCCAUCGCAACAUUGCAACCUAUUAUGGUGCUUUUAUAAAGAAAAGUCCACCCGGUAAAGAUGACCAGUUAUGGCUGGUUAUGGAAUAUUGUGGUGCUGGAUCUGUUACUGAUUUGGUGAAAUCGACCAAAGGGCAGUCCUUGAAAGAGGAAUGGAUUUCCUAUAUAUGCAGAGAAAUCUUGAGAGGACUCAGUCAUUUACACUCAAACAAAGUUAUACAUCGAGACAUCAAAGGGCAGAAUGUGCUACUUACAGACAAUGCUGAAGUUAAAUUAGUGGAUUUUGGGGUUUCUGCACAGUUGGAUCGAACAAUUGGUAGAAGAAAUACUUUUAUUGGUACACCAUAUUGGAUGGCGCCGGAAGUCAUUGCUUGCGAUGAGAACCCUGAAGCGACAUAUGACAAUCGCUCUGACCUUUGGUCUCUUGGUAUAACUGCUCUUGAAAUGGCCGAAAGCCAACCGCCGUUAUGUGAUCUCCAUCCCAUGCGAGCUCUGUUCCUUAUUCCUAGAAAUCCACCACCUCGUUUGAAAUCGAAGAGAUGGGCGAAAAAAUUUCACAGCUUCAUUGAGACUGUACUCGUGAAAGAUUAUCAUCAGCGCCCCUACACUGAACAGCUAUUGAAACAUUCAUUCAUCAGGGAUCAGCCGACUGAGAGGCAGGUGAGGAUACAGUUGAAGGAUCAUAUAGACAGGUGUAAGAAGAGAAAGCAGGAUAACUCGGUGCGUGAAGACUACAAGUACUCGGGCUCCGAGGGCGAGGAGGAAGAUAAUGCUGUAGCUGGAGAGCCCUCAUCAAUAGUACAUAAUGCAGCCGCUCACCAGGGAGGUGACACGCUGAGGAGGAACUUCCAGCAAAUACAGGAGGGACGAGCUAACGAGGCCCAGCAGCCUCAACCGCCGCCGAAGCGUAACAGUAAACGCGAUGAACGUGAAGAAAUUCCAGAACCCGGCCCACCAGCGAGGCCGACAAUUCCACAAAGACUGAUCGUAGUGCCAGACCCGCAGGCCCAACAACCAAAUAGAUAUAGACCGUUGCCUCCGACCCCCAAGUCGUCGGGCUCCUCUAACAGCUCGGGCUCCAACAACGGCACGCCCCCGGCCGGACCGCAGCCCCCGCAACGCGGAUCACAACACUUCAAGCCUAUGAUACCGCCGCGACGGCCGGAGGAUCUAGAUAAACUGGCCGCGCAACUGAAUGAAUUGGGUGUGGUGUCAGGCAAUGAACCACCGAAUAGGCCUCCGAGGGCGCCAACUAACGGACAAGGUCCUCCAGUGGAAAGGAAUACACAGGAACCUACUUUCGAAGAAUCCGAAAGUGACUCCGAGGCUGAGGAAAGCGGAGGGAGAGUCCGCAACGACGGAACAUUACUGGCCAGCGACCCUCCGAAACCGCUUCCCGAGUUUUGCUAUAGGCCGGGUUUGAGCGCUGUGUCGGAGGACGGCUGCGGAGGCUGCGCGCCCACUCGCCCUCUACCACCGACGCCGGACGAUGACGAUCCGCACGCUGAUCGCACACUCGUCAAGCGGAGGGAGACUGAGAAAGAUAAAAUACAAACGGAGGUCGAUGAGGUCGUUCUGCUGAAGGACUGGGACUUUGCCAGAUUUUUCCCAUCGAAAAGUGCUGAGCUCAAAGAAGAAAAAAAAGAUAUAACAAAAGACUCUGAACAAAAACGGAUGCAACUCCAACGACAAUCUAGAAUUGAAAUGGAGGAUGCUUGGGUGAAGUACAAGGGUAUAGCGACACCGCCGGCCCGUCAUAAACAAAUACAACAGAAACCGAUAGAAAAAACAACUCAAGACAAACUAUCAGACAUCAUGAAGUACAAAAAGGAGCAAGAUGAUACUCCGAACAGAUUCUUUAGAGGUUUCCGGCGAGAGAACUCCGACCUCUUCCCACUAUCAAGCACCCGACACUCUGCGUUUUAUUUGCCAAAACACGAUAAUCAAAAUGAAGCCAACAAACAACUUAGAUCCAGUGGUAUUUUCAAUCAUUCCCGUAAACAAUCAAACAAGCCGCAGACGUCUGGCGAACCUGUACUAACGGACUUCAUAAAGAUGAAUGACAGUUUAAAAAUGGCCAAAAAGAACGAAAUCAAGAUAGCAGACAAGAAAACGUCUGAUAGGAAAUCACCGCCCACCAAUCCGAUAGAGGCCUUGAAGAAUGUGGCUGUGUUGUUGAGACAGGACAGUGAGAACAACAGCACAAGUCGGCAGAGCAGCAUCAACAGUGACUCGCCCGCGACGAGCAUUUGUUUCAGCAGCGGCGCCUCCUUCGAGAAACAAGGCACGCUGGAUCUAACUGCCAACACGCUGGACAAAAAAGACAUGUCAGACAAUAACGUGGUUAGACCGCGCAGAGAAAAGACUGAAUCAGAUAUCAUAUUCCGAAGAAAUUCACAAUUUAAUAGGCACACAGAGGCAAUAUUAUCAAGUGGGCAGGAAGCGGUAAUCGCACAGGAACAGGGCCGUUCAAGUGGCAAUGAAGGCAGUGGUUCUCGCACCAGCUCGGUACUGCCCGAUCUCCUCUCUCAAGCCGGACAGCCGACAACUCCGCCGCGCCACGAUAAAUCGACAAGCGAAGAGUAUAGGCAGGCGAUCGCCGGGGGCGCUCCCGUCCAUCAUCACCACCACCCCCCCUCCUCGGUCCAGUCGACCCCCUCUAAGUCCUUCAUAGCCGGCUCCUCCCCCCACCCCCUGCAACACUCCCCCUCCAACUCAUCGGUCGGCUCGCAGCAACAGUUCCUUCCAUUGCAACAGAAGCAGCGGUCGUUUAUAACAUUCGGCUUCGGCGCGGGCUCUACCGGGAGCGGCACCGGUGGCUCCGGGAAUGCCUCGCGCCGUGAAAGCCACGUGAACGUAAACGUAACGCCGACCGGACACGACCUCUCCUCUGAUACCCCUGAGAUUAGGAAAUACAAGAAGAGAUUUAAUUCUGAGAUUUUGUGCGCUGCACUGUGGGGAGUAAAUCUUCUCAUCGGCACCGAAAACGGCUUGAUGCUGCUGGAUCGUUCUGGCCAAGGAAAGGUAUAUCAGUUGAUCUCAAGACGCCGCUUCCAACAGAUGGAAGUGCUAGAAGGCCAAAAUAUACUCGUCACUGUUUCUGGAAAGAAGAACCGCGUUCGUGUCUACUACUUGAGCUGGUUAAAAUCAAAGAUUUUGCGUACUGAUGGCUUAAGUGACCAAGUUGAGAGGAGGAAUGGCUGGAUUAAUGUAGGAGAAUUACAGGGCGCUGUUCAUUUCCGUAUAGUGAAGUACGAGCGCAUUAAGUUCCUCGUGAUCGCUCUUAAAGACUCCAUCGAGAUCUAUGCGUGGGCACCCAAACCAUAUCACAAAUUUAUGGCCUUUAAAAGUUUUGGGGACUUGCAACAUAGACCUCUACUAGUAGACCUAACUAUCGAGGAAGGUACAAGACUGAAAGUAAUUUACGGUUCAGCGGACGGUUUCCACGCUGUUGAUCUCGAUACUGCCAGUGUAUAUGAUAUUUAUAUUCCAAAGCAUACGCAAGGAGCAAUUGUUCCGCAUUGCAUAGUACCAUUGCCUAAUUCAAAUGGCGUGCAACUAUUGUUAUGCUACGAUAAUGAAGGUGUAUACGUAAAUACUUAUGGUAGGGUUAGCAAAAAUAUAGUUCUGCAGUGGGGUGAGAUGCCUACUUCGGUCGCCUACAUAGGAACUGGCCAAAUAAUGGGUUGGGGCAAUAAAGCCAUUGAAAUACGAUCUGUAGAGAGUGGUCAUCUUGACGGUGUUUUUAUGCACAAAAAGGCCCAACGUCUCAAGUUUUUAUGUGAACGUAAUGACAAGGUGUUAAUUUCUGUAAGAAAAUGUAAUUCAAAUCAAACUAUCAAUGAAUAUUAUGCCAUAUUAUAUUGUUUUUUAAUGUUAAGCUAG
Molecule: messenger RNA, 4125 nt
Organism: Danaus chrysippus (African queen)
Lineage: Eukaryota; Metazoa; Arthropoda; Insecta; Lepidoptera; Nymphalidae
Source: the annotation of a GenBank genome assembly